Molecule: messenger RNA, 1497 nt
Organism: Besnoitia besnoiti
Lineage: Eukaryota; Apicomplexa; Conoidasida; Eucoccidiorida; Sarcocystidae
Exons: 4
Coding region: 1-1497 (498 amino acids)
Source: RefSeq, a predicted model, not a curated record
AUGGCGGACGGAAGAGGAGAACCCCUCGGCGGGGCUUACUCGCCGGCGAACCCAGAUGCCGCGGGCACACCCGCUGCUCUCCACUCGUGUGGUUCCGUGUCAAGUUUGGCUGGUGCAUAUGCACCCCCUCUGGCCUGCGAGAGCCGCUCUCCCGCAGAUAUUUCUGGGGCUGGCGGGCGAGUCGAGGAUUCCCUGAAGCACCUAGCAGGAGUCCCUGCCUCGUCUUUGGCGGCCGAAGAGACUGUGGCUUCUUCUGGUGUUGAGUCUCGUCUUUCGUGCCAGGUGAUGCCCUCUUCUUGCGUGUUGAAACUCGUAGGCGACUCUCCCGCCUCCCUGUACAGUACGUGCCUCUCGCGGCAUUUAUCUUCUCCGCCAGCGUCUACCACCAUUCAGACGCCGGCUGUAGCGCCCUCCGCGUGUCCAUGCUACGUGUUCUCGAGUGGAGCUUCAAGAGCUGCACCGUCGCGCGCGGAACGCGAGGAGAAUUUUGAAGUGGCUGCCUCCGCGCGAACGUCAGACACUGUGGCACCGGCGGUGAGCUGUCUGACUUGGGAAGGCAUUUUACAGCGAGGCGUGGCGGCUGCUGCCCCCGAGCCGUGCAUGGCGGACAGCCCCGCGUCGAGGUUGCUCCAGUUUUACGCCUUCUUGGUCGACCCUCUCUCUCGCAGCGCAGCAGCGCCCAAGGGGGGGCACGCCGCCCAAAUAGCCGACCCCGUCGUUGGUGCAGCAAGCGGCGAUGACGCGACGUCAAACACGUGGACAAAUGCUGCAGAGGGAGUCGACAGGGCACGCCAACUGCCACAGAUAAACGGUGAGGGUCUCCUGGCAAGCGGAGGCUCUGGCGCCGCAAACACCAGGGGACAAAUGUGCCACGACUGCAGACUGAGUCGGGAGAUGGCGCUACGUGCAAAUGACGCACUUGGAGGAGAGGUCCCGUCACGGAGAGCGGGGUCCGCUGGUAGCGGGGCGUCAGCUUCGGUCCAAGACGCGGAGUUGUUUGAGGGCAGCUCUCAGCGGGACGCUGGGCAGGAGAGCGGGCGCGUUUUUGAACAGGAACAUGAGGCGUUAGAGGACGACGAAGGAGCCUUGGUUCGAACAGGGGCAGACCUGGGUUCGAAAGCGACCGGGCAAGGCCAGUUGAGUCAAGUCAGUGGAAGUUUUACGCGCUGCAGCUUCGCCCGAGGAACCUUUGCCAAGGUUGGAGUGCGACUGCCGGGGGCGCAGGGCCUAGUGGUUUUGUGGGUUUGGGGGCGGGGGUUUCGAGUGAAGUCGGAGAUGUUCGCUGCCUACCUCGAAGACAAGGAGGCACCUGAAGUAAUUGAAGGCGCGGUAGCCGUUGCGGCAGGCCUUACGAAGGACCAAGCCGCUCCGUUCCCAGGCGACCCGGGAAUGCGAAAACAGCUUCGGAAUGCGUGGCUAGUUUUAUUGCAAGACGUGGGCCGCGAGACAACCGUAGUUGUCAUGGUGGUUUGGCUGCGGCUUCGCAAAAUCUUCUAG